Messenger RNA from Mucor velutinosus, 1671 nucleotides. RefSeq lists its product as uncharacterized. Gene Ontology annotation, cellular component: membrane. Gene Ontology annotation, molecular function: L-amino acid transmembrane transporter activity. The coding region runs from base 1 to 1671 and encodes 556 amino acids. The transcript has 5 exons. Lineage: Eukaryota; Fungi; Mucoromycota; Mucoromycetes; Mucorales; Mucoraceae. Gene Ontology annotation, biological process: amino acid transmembrane transport. The record is from RefSeq and is a predicted model, not a curated record.
AUGACAAGCUCAGGCGGCAUAUCGUUUCAAAGUAAUAGCAGUGAUGGCAGCGUGAAUGGCAAGAAGGCUGUGCCCCAGCAGAUUGAAAAUCUCUCCCCUCUGGCUGUUGGAGAUCAAAAAUUGAAUAGACAUUUGGGAUUUUUUAGUGGCACCAUGAUGAAUGUCGGCCAAAUCAUCGGUACAGGCAUCUUUUCCAACCCUACAUUCAUCCUGAUCAACUGUGGGUCUGGUGGCAUGAUGCUGGUUCUAUGGGUGGUUGGUGCUAUUUUCGCUGCUACAGGUGUCUGGAACUACUUGGAGCUGGGAUCAAUGCUUCCCAGAAGUGGUGGAGAGCAAGAAUAUCUUAGUUAUGAAUACCCAAAGCCUAAACAACUAAUAUCGUUCGUGUUUCUCAUCAUGGGCGGUAUCUUUGCUCGUUCUGCAGGUUUGGCUCAGGGAGCUACAGUCUUUGGCAAUAACAUCAUCUUUGCUAUUGGCGGCCCAUCAUAUACAAACGACUGGGGAGCCAGAGGUUUUGCUGUGUUCUGCUUGACAUUUUGGCUCGUCCUCAACAUCAUCUCUGCUAAAUUUGCUAUCCGUGCAAACAACUUUUUCACUGUCCUCAAGAUUGGGUUGCUCAUCCUGCUGAUUUGCGUUGGAUUCGCUGGUCUUUCUGGUCGAUUGCCUAAUCAGCCCGAUAUCUCAAGCAACUUUUCAUUUGAUGGCACAUUAGACAAUCCAGGCUCUUAUGCCAAUGCAAUUUACUAUGUCAUUUUUGCUUAUGGUGGUUGGUACAACCUAAACUAUGUCUUGGACGAACUCAAAGACCCCAUCAAAAACUUGCCUCGCUGUGCCAUCACGGCUCUCUCAUUAACUACUGUCCUGUACCUUCUUGCAAAUGUCGCCUAUCUUGCUGUUUUGCCUACCGCUAUCAUCAAAGCAUCCAAAUUAACGGUGGCCGCCAACUUGUUCAAUACCGCAUUUGGUGGUGUCUUUGGUGGACGUAUCUUGCCUGUGCUUGUUGGUUGCUCAUCGUUUGGCUUUGUAGGUGUCAUCUUUUACUCUGGAUCCAGAGUCGUCUUGGAAGCAGCUCGCAAAGGGUUCUUGCCAUUUGAUAGAUUCUUUUCCAAGGUACAUCCCAAGUUACAGACACCCAUCAAUUCACUCGUGUUGCUUUACCUUCUCUCGUUGGUCUUUUUACUGGCCCCUCCUCCAGGCUCUGUGUUCCAAUUCAUCGUUGCAUUCUCGGGCUAUGGUGGCUACUUCUUCUCUGCUUUGAGUGUUAUCGGGUUGCUCAUCUUAAGACGCACACAACCUGAUCUCAAGCGUCCUAUUCGUGUGCCAUUUGUUAUAUCCAUCUUGUUUAUUGCCAUUUGCUUCUACACACUGGUGUUUGUAUUUGUACCUCCAGUCUCCAAACCAUCAGGCUAUCCUUAUUUUCUUCCCUAUUUGAUUACCAUUGCUCUUGGUAUUGCAUCAGUCGGGCUUUGGUAUUAUAAAAUUGUCAUUAAGAAUGCACUCGAAACAUCCUACAAUGCAGAAAUUCGUCUGGAUGGCCAACAAGAGCUCUUUGACGACGUUUACAGAGAUCAUGCCAGUACAGUUUCUUCUGAUGAUACAGCCUCUGUAAAUAGUAACAAUCUUGACAAUAAGAGCAUUCACCAUGCUGAAGUACGAGCUCAACCCAAAUAA